This is a messenger RNA of Cajanus cajan (pigeon pea), 1614 nucleotides long. RefSeq names its product UPF0481 protein At3g47200. NCBI's taxonomy places the organism in Eukaryota, Viridiplantae, Streptophyta, Magnoliopsida, Fabales, Fabaceae. The record is from RefSeq and is a predicted model, not a curated record.
UUCUCCCCAUUAACCAUCCCUUCCCGUAGUCCACUAGUUCGUGUUCUAGAUAUCUCUUCCACAUCAUCCUAAUAACUUUGUACUUCAAUAUGGAACCCGAAUCUUGGAUGUUUCCCAUUACAGUGAUGUUAGGUUCUCUAAACCAUGCCGAAGUUCAAGCGUGCAGCAUUUCAAGCGUUCCAGAUGAGCUUAGAAACCAAAACGACAAGGCCUUCAAGCCAAAAGUGGUUUCCAUAGGACCGAUCCACUGUGGAAGCACGAGACAACUCCAAUUAAUGGAAGAGACCAAGUGGCAUUACAUGCGUGAGUUUCUUGACCGGAACAGAAACCAAGGGGAAGGACGAGUGUCUCGGAUAGAAGCUUGUGGCCACCAAAUUCUGCAGAUAGAUAAUGCAGUUAGGGCAAGCUAUGGAGGUAACACUGAAUUGGAACCCAAGGAAUUGGCUAAACUAAUGAUAGUGGAUGGUUGCUUUGUGCUGGAGUUUCUCUUUAAGCUUGCCUCUUACAUGAUUGAACUUUCCGACCCAUCAAGGAGUACUGGUUAUUCGGGUGAUCCAAUAUUUGAAGACAAGAAGAAAGUGUUGGCUGUGAUGAACGACAUCACAAUGCUUGAGAAUCAAAUACCCUUAGUGGUUCUCAAGUCGUUGUAUAGGAAGGUGUUUCCUCACCCUGAUGGCACUCUUAUCCACAACGAUCACCGCGUUGUGCAACUCGUGCGGGAAGCUUUUGGAUACCCUCAGAAGGAAGGUGGAGGAGGAGCACACAUACUUAACUUGAUGCAUUUGUCCACCGUUGAACACGAUCAGUACCAGAGAAAAGCAGCCAAGAAAGAACUCACGCGGUGUGCUACGAGGCUUCGAGCCGUGGGAAUAGUAAUUCAAGCAAAAAAACCUAAUUCUAAGAUCGAGUUGGAAGACAGGUUCAACUUUGACAUAAAAUUCAACCAUAACAAGCUGGAAAUCCCGACGCUUCAAAUCAAAGAGACAACAGAAGUGAAGUGGAGGAAUUUGAUUGCGUGGGAGCAGAGCAAAAUUAGCAUCAGAUGCAAGUUUACAUCGUAUGCCUUGUUCUUCCGAGGUUUGAUAUGUUGCAAGCACGACAUUGAACUACUUGAGGAGAAGAAGGUUAUAGUGAACGAGUCAGGGAAGAGCAAAGAAGAUUUGCUGAAACUAUUUCUCACGAUAUCCAAGGGCGCGGAGCACAUGGAUUCGAGCUAUGGCGAAAUUUGUUCAGAGUUGAACAUGUAUCGAGAGAGGAAAGUCGCAACAGCGUUGCAAUGGUUGCCUAUAGUCAUUUGGCACUUGUGCAGACAUGCUUUUCAGAUCAUUGUUUACUAUGGGAUAAACUGGUACAAAAUUUUGAUACGUGAUCAUAUAUCCACAGUGUGGAAAUUAGUGGGAGUGCUAGCAGCUACUGUGCUUCUGAUUCUCACCAUCAUGCAGACGAUUUAUUCAGCCCGCAGCAGCAACUAAUUAUUUGUUAGAAUUGCUACGAGCAAAUAUAAGUGUUUUUGUUACAGUUAAUUUUUGGAAUAACAAUUGAAUAAGUUAUUAUCAUGUCAUGUAUUAUAGUGUUUUGUGCAAUGCAUUUUUUUUUUCUUCAUGUCAUGUUGUA